Messenger RNA from Zophobas morio, 1807 nucleotides. Its product is annotated as atlastin-like. Gene Ontology annotation, molecular function: GTPase activity; GTP binding. The record is from RefSeq and is a predicted model, not a curated record. The transcript is spliced from 10 exons. Bases 173 to 1807 code for a protein of 544 amino acids. NCBI's taxonomy places the organism in Eukaryota, Metazoa, Arthropoda, Insecta, Coleoptera, Tenebrionidae.
UUGAUAAAAGAGACUGUGUGCUUGUGAUAAAAAUUAGUUCUUCUACAAACUCCGGUCCCAAAAUUCUUGGUGGGGCAUCCCGGAAAGAAAAAAAUACCAGAAGCAUGAGUUCGUUCGCAUUGCAUUUUUUUUUUUAGCUGAGUUUAAUCCGCAAAUUAAACAGUGCUUCAGAAUGGCUUCUGGUUCAGACACUGCAGAGAAUUCAGUUAAAAUUGUGUCCCUUGUUGGAAAAGAGGGUAACAAACAGGAAGCUCUUCAAAUUUUCAGAUUCCAAAAGGAGGAACUUAUAUUAGAAAAAGAUAAUCUACAGUUACUGAAACACGAUGAGAUCAAAGACUGCAAAGUUUGCAUCAUCUCAGUGAAUGGAAGCUUCAGAACAGGAAAAUCUUUUCUUCUCAGUAUCUUUGCGCAUUGCCUUAGACAGAAGUGCCAGAGUGUACAGCAAGAAUGGAUGAAAACUGGUGACAUACUGACUCGUGAAUUUUUAUGGAAAAAAACUGAGCAGAGAGUGACAGAUGGUAUACUUAUAUUUCCGGAAAUUUUUUUAACAAAAACAAAAGAUGGCGAAAAAAUUGCUAUAAUAUUGAUGGACACUCAAGGAACGUCUGACCACAGAAUCUCUGACACUGUCUGCACUAAAAUUUUUGCUCUCAGUGCAUUAAUUAGCUCAGUUCAAAUUUACAACGUUCAAAAGAGACUCAAUUUAGAUGACCUGAAGAUUUUACAAUUAUUUACGGGAUAUGGGGCGAUGUUUUCUAACCCUGACAUUGACAACUCAGACAAUAAACCUUUUCAAGAUUUGUUAAUCUUGAUAAGAGAUUGGAUAAAUUUUGAAGAAUUCGAUUUCGGUUUCGACGGCGGCAACAAAUUAUUGGAGUCUAAAUUCGAAGAACAUAAACAAUCCAAUCUAAGCGAAAUACAACAGACUAUUGAAGACAAUUUCGAGAAAGUUCGGUGCUUUCUGAUGCCACAUCCUGGAGAGAAAGUCGAGGAGAAGAAAUUUGAGGGCCAUUUUGAGGACAUUGGAGAAAAAUUUCGUGUUUAUGUGAAAACCUUUGUUGAUAAUCUUUUGACACCAGAGAAUUUGGUGGCAAAAAAGAUCAACCAUGAAUUCGUCACGGUGGAGAAUUUACUUGCAUUUAUUAAUACUUAUUGGAAACACAUUAAUCGGGCAAGGAACUUCAGUAUUAAAACAAUUUACAUGGCAAAUGCUGAGAUUUCGCUUCAACAACGAAUGGAACAAAUGGUAGAACAAUACAAGGCGAAUUUACGGUGUUGCGAAAUUCAAGAGGACGCCACUGUUGAGAAAAGCAAAAUUUUGGACUCAUUUAAAAAGACAAGAGAGAUGAAGUUGGGCACAGAUGAGCUGCGAAAGAGAUUCGAACAAAGAUUGACAAAGUUGCUUGAUGAGGUGUACAACAAUUUUCUCACGCUUUUAAACAAUUUUGAUGAACUAAAAACUGAGUACACUGAGUUUGUAAAGCAAUGGAGACAAUCAAGUGAAGCUGAGAAGCAGCUGUUGACGAUUUUGACGAAAUUUGAAAAGCUAACUAAAAACUUGAAUUGCGAGCAAGUACUGCGAUACAAAUUUGGGCAGCGUUUAAAGGAAGCAUGUGAGGAGAUAUACGAAAAUAAUAUAUUCGAAAUUAAAGAGAAGGAAUUCAUGGACCAUAGCAAAUAUAGUAGUGGCGGUGGUGGAGGCGUUUUUGGAGUUAUCGGGGAAAUUGGCGGUUUAGUAAAAGGUGUUUUCUUAUUCUGUUGUAGCUGCACAUUCAAUCGGAAUCCUUUUCAUACACACAUAGAAUAG